Egretta garzetta (little egret) is the source of this 1227-nucleotide messenger RNA. RefSeq names its product sorting nexin 18 (gene SNX18). Gene Ontology annotation, biological process: plasma membrane tubulation; cleavage furrow formation; endocytosis. The transcript has 2 exons. Lineage: Eukaryota; Metazoa; Chordata; Aves; Pelecaniformes; Ardeidae. The annotation marks the transcript as partial. Gene Ontology annotation, cellular component: cytoplasmic vesicle; plasma membrane. Gene Ontology annotation, molecular function: phosphatidylinositol binding. The record is from RefSeq and is a predicted model, not a curated record.
GGCGCCAAGAGCUCGGCCACGGUGAGCCGCAACCUCAACCGCUUCUCCACCUUCGUCAAGUCUGGUGGGGAGGCCUUCGUGCUGGGCGAGGCGUCGGGCUUCGUGAAGGACGGGGACAAGCUGUGCGUGGUGCUGGGCCCCCGGGGCCCCGAGUGGCAGGAGAACCCCUACCCCUUCCAGUGCUCCAUCGAGGACCCCACCAAGCAGACCAAGUUCAAGGGCAUGAAGAGCUACAUUGCCUACAAGCUGGUGCCCAGCCACACCGGCCAACAGGUGCACCGCCGCUACAAGCACUUUGACUGGCUCUACGGGCGGCUGGCCGAGAAGUUCCCCGUCAUCUCCGUGCCCCACUUGCCGGAGAAGCAGGCCACCGGCCGCUUUGAGGAGGACUUUAUCUCGAAACGUCGCAAAGGCCUGGCCUGGUGGAUGGACCACAUGUGCAGCCACCCUGUGCUGGCUCAGUGCGACGCUUUCCAGCACUUUCUCACCUGUCCCAGCACGGAUGAGAAGGCCUGGAAGCAAGGCAAGCGCAAGGCCGAGAAGGAUGAGAUGGUGGGUGCCAACUUUUUCCUGACCAUCAGUGUUCCCACAGGCCCCGGGGCCAGCCUGGACUUGCAGGAGGUGGAAAGCCAGGUGGAUGGCUUCAAAGCCUUCACGAAGAAGAUGGACGAGAGUGCCCUGCAGCUUAAUCACACGGCCAAUGAGUUUGCCCGCAAACAAGUCACUGGUUUCAAGAAGGAAUACCAGAAGGUGGGGCACUCCUUUAAGUGUCUCAGUCAGGCUUUUGAGCUGGACCAGCAGGCCUUUUCGGCUGGCCUCAACCAAGCCAUAGCCUUCACUGCAGAAGCCUACGACGCCAUCGGGGACCUCUUUGCAGAUCAGCCCCGGCAGGACCUAGAUCCUGUGAUGGAUUUGUUAGCGCUGUAUCAGGGGCAUUUGGCCAACUUCCCAGACAUCAUCCACGUCCAGAAAGGAGCCCUUACCAAAGUAAAGGAGAGUAAGCGGCACGUGGAAGAGGGGAAGAUGGAGCUCCAAAAAGCCGAGGGGAUUCAAGAACGCUGUAACAUUAUUUCUUUUGCGACCCUAGCAGAAAUUAAUCAUUUCCACAAAAUUCGUGUGAGGGACUUUAAAUCACAGAUGCAGCAUUUCUUGCAACAGCAAAUACUCUUUUUUCAAAAAGUGACACAAAAGCUAGAAGAAGCUCUUCACAAGUAUGACAGUGUUUAA